Molecule: messenger RNA, 1517 nt
Organism: Myotis davidii
Lineage: Eukaryota; Metazoa; Chordata; Mammalia; Chiroptera; Vespertilionidae
Gene: CHPT1
Product: choline phosphotransferase 1
Exons: 8
Coding region: 158-952 (264 amino acids)
Biological process (GO): phosphatidylethanolamine biosynthetic process
Cellular component (GO): Golgi apparatus; endoplasmic reticulum membrane
Molecular function (GO): diacylglycerol cholinephosphotransferase activity; ethanolaminephosphotransferase activity
Source: RefSeq, a predicted model, not a curated record
UUAGGCACCAUACUGGACAUAUCUAUUAUGUGCACUCGGGCUCUUUAUCUACCAGUCACUGGAUGCUAUUGAUGGGAAACAAGCCAGAAGAACAAAUUCUUGUUCUCCUUUAGGAGAACUUUUUGACCAUGGUUGUGACUCUCUUUCCACGGUAUUGAUGGCAGUUGGAGCUUCAAUUGCUGUGCGCUUAGGAACUCAUCAUGACUGGUUGUUUUUCUGCUGUUUUAUUGGGAUGUUCUUAUUUUAUUGUGCUCAUUGGCAGACUUAUGUUUCGGGUGUAUUGAGGUUUGGAAAAGUGGAUGUAAAUGAAAUCCAAGUAGGUUUAAUGAUCAUCUUUGUGUUGUCUACAAUUGGAGGAGCAACAAUGUGGGACUAUACGAUACCCAUUCUAGAAGUAAAAUUGAAGAUCUUCCCAGUUCUUGGAGUUGUAGGUGGAGCAAUUUUUUCCUGUUCAAAUUAUUUCCAUGUUAUCCUCCAUGGUGGAGUUGGCAAGAAUGGAUCCACUAUAGCAGGCACCAGUGUCUUGUCACCUGGACUUCACAUAGGAAUAAUUAUUAUACCGGCAAUAAUGAUCUAUAAAAAGUCAGCAACUAAUGUGUUUGAAAAGCAUCCUUGUCUUUAUACCCUAAUGUUUGGAUGUGUCUUUGCUAAAGUAGCACAAAAAUUGGUGAUAGCUCACAUGACUAAAAGUGAACUGUAUCUUCAAGACACUGCCUUUUUGGGCCCAGGUCUUUUAUUUUUAGACCAGUACUUUAAUAAUUUUGUAGACGAAUAUGUUGUUCUAUGGAUAGCAAUGGUCAUUUCUUCAUUUGAUAUGAUUAUGUACUUUAGUGCUUUGUGCCUGCAAAUUUCAAGACACCUUCAUCUAAGUAUCUUCAAGAUUUCAUGUCAUCCAGCACCUGAACAGGUUCAAGUUCUCCCUUCAAAGAGUCAUCAGAAUAACAUGGAUUGAAGAGACUUUCGAACAAUUGCCAUCUCCUGCUGCUGCUGUUCAUGAAAGGAGAUAUUAAACAUUUGUUUAAUUUUUAGAUAAGUGUUAACCAUAUUUCAACAAAUAAAAUAUUUCAAUGCUUAAAACAUAUUAAUCCUUACUUUUCAAUUUUAACAUCAUAACUUACAGUAUCCAUCAUAAUUUGUUUUUGCAACAUAGCCAUUUCAUUUUUAAGUUCAUUUUGUGCAUCAGUAACUAGAGUAUCACUAUUCUUCUCCAAGUCCUCCAUACUCUAAAACAUAAAAAAACUAGUUUAGUUAUAAAUCAUCAUUUUUAAUCUCAGGUUCUAAACUUGUGCAAUUAAUUUUCAAAAGUAGGAACUUUAAAAAAUUCAAGUAGUGUACAUUAUUUGUUCUUAAUAAAAAUAUUCUAAGUGAUGCAUCAAAACCAGAAUGCCCACUAGGAUUAAAAGGUGCCAGACAUGAAUCAAAUAGUAUUACAGGUGUACUUUGCUUGAAACAGUGGGUUAAUGAACUGUUAAGGUUUAAAUAUUGAACAUACUAAAAAAAAAAGACUGGAAAUCUAC